GCCUUCGUACUCUCCUCGUGCGCUGUUAAUUGCAUACGGCACAUCCCCCGUCUUUGCUGCUGUCAACGGUGCCUCUUGUCGCGUACUCCACAGUAUCGCUUCUCUAAAAACUCCUCUUUACCUUUUGACACCACUCCAGCAACAUUAAACCCGAAGAUGCCGUUCACGCUGUUCACUGGUGAGCACCCCGAGAACGCUCGCACGCAGAAGAUCUGCGUCGCGGCCGCCUUCGCCGGUGUGGAGGUGCGGCCCCACUUUUGCUCCUACGGCGUGGACAACGAGACGGGCGAGUACGCCCGCAACUGCCAUCCGUGCAUGCGCUUCCCAGCCUUGCAGACUGACGAGGGCUCCAUCUUCGAGUCGAACGCCAUUCUCCGCCACAUCGCCCGCUGUGAGAAGACCGGCGCCAAGCUCUACGGUGCCUCGCCGUUCGAGAGCAGUCAGGUGGACAUGUGGCUCGACUUCGCGGCCAGCGAGAUCGACGCGCACACGGUGCCCUACCUCAUGGCCUUUUUUAUGGGUGCUCCGGUCGCUCCGGAUGCUCUGCCCCCGCUGGAGGAGAGCCUGGCCGGUCUGGAGCUGUGGCUGGAGACGCGCACCUUCCUCGUGGGGGAGCGCAUGACCAUCGCGGACAUCUCCGUCGCCUUUGCGCUGCAGUGGGCGUACCGCGCCUGCGUCGAGCACGGCGAGGCCCUCACGAAGAAGUUCAAGAACGUGUACCGGCUGUACAACACGGUGAUGCAGCAGCCCAAGACGGUGGAGGUGCUGAAGCAGUGGGGUGCGACCUUCGGCCCCGCCAAGGCGGCCAAGAAGGCGGAGGAGAAGAAGCCCAAGGCGGAGAAGAAGCCGAAGGCGGCGGAGCACGCGGAGGAGGAGGAGGAGAAGCCGGCGAAGGAGGAGAAGAAGCCGAACCCGCUGGACGCACUGCCGCCCAGCAGCUUCGUGCUCGACGCCUUCAAGCGCGAGUACAGCAACACCGACACCCGCACCGUGGCGGCGCCGUACUUCUUCGCCAACUACGACCCCGCGGGCUACACGUGCUUCUGGUGCCGCUACAAGUACAACGAGGAGAACAAGAUGCAGUUCAUGACGGCGAACCUGGUGCGCGGGUGGUUCCAGCGCAUGGAGCACGUGCGCAAGUACGCCUUCGGCAUUGCGCUGAUCAUCGGCGAGGACAAGAAGCACGACCUUGUGGGCAUGUGGGUGUUCCGCGGCAAGGGCAUGCCGGAGAUCGUGAGCGAGGUGGUGGACACGGAGCUGUUUGUGUGGGAGGAGAUCAAGGACGUGCAGGCGGAGAAGGAGAAGAUCACGGACUACCUGUGCUGGGAGGGCCCGACGAUCCCGCUGCCGGUGCUGGAGGGCCGCUGCUUCAAGUAG
Leptomonas pyrrhocoris is the source of this 1377-nucleotide messenger RNA. Its product is annotated as elongation factor-1 gamma. The transcript has a single exon. Gene Ontology annotation, biological process: translational elongation. Gene Ontology annotation, molecular function: translation elongation factor activity. The coding region runs from base 157 to 1377 and encodes 406 amino acids. The record is from RefSeq and is a predicted model, not a curated record. Gene Ontology annotation, cellular component: nucleus; cytoplasm. NCBI's taxonomy places the organism in Eukaryota, Euglenozoa, Kinetoplastea, Trypanosomatida, Trypanosomatidae.